AUGGAUCGUCAAGUCAAAGACCAUGUUAGAUUCAACAAUUCAAUUUUAUCUAGUGGCGAUGUUUUUGAACCCAGUUCAAGCAAUGCUAAGCAGAGGUCAACUUUGGUGGAAUGGUUAAACAGCGUUCUUCCGGAUUUAAGUUUGCCAAUAAAUGCUUCAGACGAAGAAUUACGAGGAUUCUUGAUUGAUGGCACUGUUCUGUGUCGAAUCCUGAACAAACUAAAACCUGGUUCAGUGACUGAGUUUAAUGGUUCUGCUCAUUCUUCACAUUCACCCAUGGGAAAUGUCCAAAAGUUUUUGUCAGCUAUGGACGAAAUGGGGCUGGCAAGAUUCCGAGCAGCAGACCUGGAAAAGGGAUCUAUGAAAAUCAUACUAGACUGCCUUUUAAAGCUUCAAACGCAAUUUACGCCAAAUGUUAGGAGAUCAAAUGGAACUGAUGCCAGUAAAAGUUGGAAACUUAUAGGAAAAUGCUUAGGGAGUCGUGAGGGUUCUCCAGGGGAAGAUCCUUUUCGAUCGCUCUCUCUUUCAUCCCCAACUUCUGAAGAGAGGCGGAGAGUCUUAUUGUCAGACUCAAAGUUUCAGCGGGCAUUAAAUAGUACCACAUUGGCAGAUUCAUCAGCUGCACUUAUAAAUCACGUCGGACACAAGUUUCAUGAAGUUUUUCAGCUCAAGCAUGUAUCUUACACGGAUCUCUCUCCUGGAAAGCUUUCAGAAAUGAUGAAAUCAAACAGUUUGGAUAAUGCCCCUACUCAAUCACUUUUAAGUGUUGUGAAUAGUAUUCUAGAUGAAAGCAUUGAGCGCAAGAAUGGGGAAAUACCUCAUCGCGUUGCUUGCCUAUUGAGAAAAGUUGUGCAGGAGAUUGAGCGACGAAUAUCUACUCAAGCAGAACACCUGAGAACGCAAAACAAUCUUUUAAAGGCCCGCGAGGACAAGUACCAAUCAAGAAUUAGAGUUCUCGAAGCCCUUGCAACAGGGACUGGUGAAGAGACACGGAGUGAGCAGAAUAAGAUCGAAGAGAGAAAGAAAGUCGAGGAGCAAGAUGCGAUAAAAUUGACGAAAGAGAAAGAUGAUCACAAUCAAGAGAUUGUGGCCUUGAAGCAAGAACUGGAAAUAGCUAGGAAAACAUAUGAACAGAAAUGUUUACAAAUGGAAACAGAAUCUACAGGAUCUCACCAAGAGCUCGAGGAGAGGUUGAAGGAACUUGGGAACCUUCUAACUGAGUCGAGAAAUAAAGUGAAAGUACUCGAAGCAAAUUCUGAAUCAAAAUUCAAACUGUGGAACAAGCAAGAACACAAUUACCGUAAAUUUACGGAAUUCCAGCUUGGUGCACUACGUGAACUCAGGACGGUAUCUCAAUCUAUCCGGCAAGAGACUGUUAGAAUAGAGAGGAGCUAUUCGGAGGAAUUCGGUCAAUUAGGGACGAGAAUGCAAGCUUUGGAAGAAGCAUCCAAAAACUAUUAUACACUUCUUGCUGAAAACCAAAAACUACAUAAUGAGCUUCAAGAACUAAAAGGAAACAUUAGGGUCUAUUGCCGGAUAAGGCCAUUUCUGCCUGGGCAGGCAGGGAAACAGUCAAUUAUUGAAUACAUUGGUGAAAAUGGUGAGCUAGAUGUUUUAAAUCCUUCCAAGCAAGGAAAAGAAGGCCGUCGUUCGUUUAAGUUCAACAAAGUGUAUGGCCCAACAGCAACGCAAGAGGAAGUAUUUGUGGAUACGCAGCCCUUGAUACAAUCAGUUUUGGAUGGAUAUAACGUAUGUAUAUUUGCAUAUGGUCAGACUGGUUCUGGGAAAACCUACACCAUGACUGGCCCUGAUGGAGCAACCGAAAAGGAUUGGGGGGUCAAUUACCGAGCUUUAAACGAUCUUUUCCGCAUUUCACAAGUUAGGAAGACUACGUUUACGUAUGAAAUUUCUGUCCAAAUGAUGGAAAUAUACAAUGAACAAUUUGUCAACUCCCCCUCUGAUGUAUUGGAACUGAUGGAUAUUGGACUAAAGAAUCGAGCUAGAAGUUCAACUGCCUUAAACGAAAGAAGCAGUAGAUCACACAGCAUUGUAACCAUUCAUGUCCGGGCUGUCGAUCACAAGAGCAAUUCUUCUUCGCGUGGCAGUCUUCAUUUAGUAGAUCUUGCAGGAAGUGAAAGAGUCGACCGUUCUGAGGUAACAGGGGAUAGACUGAAAGAGGCACAACAUAUAAACAAAUCUUUAUCUGCCCUUGGAGAUGUAAUCUCGGCAUUGGCACAAAAAAGCGCUCAUGUUCCAUAUAGAAACAGCAAGCUUACUCAAGUCCUUCAAAGUUCAUUAGGUGGCCAUGCAAAGACGCUUAUGCUUGUGCAGCUUAAUGCUGAUGUUACUUCGUGUAGUGAAUCCAUAAGUACCUUAAAAUUUGCGGAAAGAGUUUCUGGAGUUGAGCUUGGUGCCGCCAAGAGCAGCAAAGAUGGCCGGGAUGUCAGAGAAUUGAUGGAACAGGUUGCAUCUCUUAAAGACGCCAUAGGUAAAAAAGACGAGGAGAUCGAGAGGCUGCAGCUACUUAAAGAUCUCAAAAAUGUGUCCCCUUCGAUGAGGUAUGGAUCUACUUCUCCGAGCAAAAAUUCCACAGUUGGGACUCCUCAGAGAAGCUUAAAAAUGUCGAAAGGCUCGGAAAAAGCAGCUUCUAAUGAGGAAAACUACUCCGAGGGUAGUGAUAAGCAUUCUGUAAUUAGUUUACGGAAAGAAUCUCUUGGGCGGUCAAAUAGUUUAGGAUAUGGCAAUGCAGAUAAUGAAGAGAGACUUGGUGAUAAAUCUAAGAGCGUUCUUUCUAUGGGAACAAAAACUGAAGGAAGCAGUCUUUUUCCGGAGGAAGCAAAACCGGCAAAAAAUAAUGAUUUACCUAAAUCAGCAGCUAGAACUCUGUGA
Molecule: messenger RNA, 2889 nt
Organism: Fraxinus pennsylvanica
Lineage: Eukaryota; Viridiplantae; Streptophyta; Magnoliopsida; Lamiales; Oleaceae
Source: the annotation of a GenBank genome assembly